Messenger RNA from Odobenus rosmarus divergens (Pacific walrus), 1689 nucleotides. It is a transcript of the gene LGALS8, whose product is annotated as lectin, galactoside-binding, soluble, 8. Bases 103 to 1176 code for a protein of 357 amino acids. The record is from RefSeq and is a predicted model, not a curated record. The transcript has 10 exons. Gene Ontology annotation, molecular function: carbohydrate binding. Lineage: Eukaryota; Metazoa; Chordata; Mammalia; Carnivora; Odobenidae.
AGAGCAUCAGUUUCAAUCUGGGAACCCUUAAAUGAAACUUGCUUAAAAUCUACAUCAUACAUAGAAGAGAGGCCUCAAUCAACAACAACGUGGAAAAGAGUGAUGUUGUCCUUAACAAACCUGCAGAAUAUCAUCUAUAACCCGGUAACCCCCUAUGUUGGGACCAUUCCUGGGGAGUUGGAGCCUGGAACGUUGAUUGUAAUUCGUGGGCAUGUUCCCUGUGAUUCGGACAGGUUCCAGGUGGAUCUGCAGUGCGGGAGCAGCGUGAAGCCGCGCGCUGACGUGGCCUUUCAUUUCAACCCGCGUUUCAAGUGGUCCAACUGCAUCGUGUGCAAUACUCUGAAAAAUGAAAAAUGGGGAUGGGAAGAGAUCACCUACGACGUGCCUUUCAAAAAAGAAAAAUCUUUUGAAAUUGUGAUGAUGGUGUUGAAAGACAAAUUCCAGGUGGCUGUAAAUGGGAAACACACACUGCUCUACGCCCACAGGAUUAGCCCAGGGAAAAUAGACACUCUGGGCAUUUAUGGCAAAGUGAAUGUCCACUCAGUUGGUUAUAGCUUCAGCUCGGAUUUCAGAAGUACCGAAGCAUCUAUUCUGGAACUGACAGAGAUAAGUAAAGAAAAUGUACUGAAGUCUGACACACCACAUUUUCCUAGUAAUAGAGGAGACAUUUCUAAAACCGUACCCAGAACUGUCUACACCAAGAGCAAAGGUUCGACUGCCAAUCACACUUUGACUUGCGCCAAAAUACUACCUACCAGCUGUUUGUCAAAGACUCUGCCAUUCACUGCGAGGUUGAACUCCUCCAUGGGCCCUGGACGAACCGUCUUCAUUAAAGGAGAAGUGAAUAAAACUGCCAAAGGCUUUAAUGUUAACCUAGUAUCAGGAAAAUCAAAGGAUAUUGCUCUUCAUUUGAACCCACGCCUGAAUAUUAAAGCAUUUGUAAGAAAUUCUUUUCUUCAUGAGUCCUGGGGAGAAGAAGAGAGAAAUAUUACCUGUUUCCCAUUUAGUCCUGGGAUGUACUUUGAGAUGAUAAUUUAUUGUGACGCUAGAGAAUUCAAGGUUGCGGUAAAUGGUGUACACAGCCUGGAGUACAAACACAGGUUUAAAGAGCUUAGCGAUAUUGACACGCUGGAAAUUGAUGGAGAUAUUCACUUACUGGAAGUAAGGAGCUGGUAGCUGAUAUGCUUGCUACAAAAACUGAAAUACAAAAUGGCUUAUGUAACCCUGGCCUUGUUAAAAUGCAUCUAUUAUAUUUGUGUAUAUAUAUUGUUAAAAUGAGCUUGCAUAACAUGAAGUCCUCCUAGGUGUUCUCAGUCCUUGCCACGCAUUGUGGCUUUGUCUAGCACAGAAUAAGGACAUUUGAGGCAACAGGUAACUUAAAGUCAUUAUUCAGGCCUUUCUGUUCUCUCUCCCACUCUGGCCUCUGCUUCACAUUCAACAAGUAUCGGUUGAUACCGAAGCUAACGUACAUGGAGCACUUAUUCUCUGUCAGCCCUGUGCUAGGAGCUGUGGAUAGAAGUAUACAGUGGAGCACAGUGCCACUCUGUUCCCUGUUCUCUUGAGCUCAGAAUCUUCUGUGCUCUGAUAGCAUGCCACUGAUUUUUCUACAGGCAUUAAUCACAUAAAGUAACCAGAGAUAAUUACUCAGCUGUGAAGUCACCUCCAUAAACUAAUUUACAAAACACUGCU